GACAACGACAAGCUGUCAGAGUCAGACGCCAUUGCAAAAACAAGUGGGGUCCAGUGUGCAUGAUAUACGGAUAAACAUGUUAAAAAGUUUUUCUGAAAUUUUAGUUUUAUGUUACAUUUGGUGCCCAAAUCGCUAUAUAAGAACUGAUAUAUCGUACUUUCCUCCGUCUUGAUUAAGUGAGAAACGUAGUUAAUUAAACUAGUGAAUUUUAUUUUAUUUUUAUCGCAAAGUUCCCAAAUCCACAAUCACCAUGCCUAAAGGAAAGAAAAAAGGAAAGUUCGAACACAGAAGAACAGAGCAGCCUUAUUCCUCCGAUGAAGAUGCUGGAAUUGACAUGGCAUGCUCAGAGACCUCUGAACGCUCUGACCUCCCAGAUGACGAGAGUGAACUCAAGCUAGAAGAGAAGGUACUGGAGAUUAUAGACGCGUUGAGCGCCCGGGCUAACGCCGCGCGGGCCGCCGCGUUUGUCGCCCUGAAGAACUCGCUGCAGAGACGGUACCUCGCCCACCUACUGUGCGGCCAGCGGGUAACGUUGACCGAGCUCGUCACAAAGUCGCUGAGACGGGGCAAGGAUGGCGAGAAACGAGCCGCGGCAGCUGUCGCUCCGUUAUUGGCUCUUCAGAUUGGUGAAGAAGGUAUAGAGGAGUUUUUGGACGAGAUGCGUCCCGCCCUCGCCGCAGGCGCUGUCGACAAAUCCGCUUCACUGGACACGCGCACCGAGUGUUGCUCUUCGCUCGCGGUUCUAUGCUACCUGCUCGAGGAGGAUCUGAGCGCGAUAUUGGAAGUGAUGAGAAUGUUUGAGACCAUAUUCAGCGGGAGCUACCUAAAGGGCGACGGUAGCGUCAAAGUAUCGGGCGCUGCCGUGGAAGAGGGCGCGUGGCACGCGGCGGCGCUGGACGGCUGGGCACUGUUGUUGGCACUGACAGAGCCGCAGCACGCCAGGACACUACUAGCCGAACGGCAGCCAUCUUUCCUACGCCUUGCCGAAAUGCUCGACGCGUGCAGUCUCGAGGUUCGCCUGGCUGCGGGCGGCGCGCUGGCCAUAGCGCACGAGCGGGCGUGUGGCGACGACGAGCGCUUCGCGUGGGCCGAGGACGAGUUGCUGCCCAAAUUGGAACAGUUGGCGCGCGACUCGCACAAGUUCCGCGCCAAGCGGGACCGCAAGGUGCAGCGGGCCACAUUCCGCGACAUCCUCAAGUACUUCGAGGAGGGCAGCGUAGAGUCGGAGCGCAUGCGCGUGGGCGGCGACACGGUGACCUUGUGCUCGUGGUCGACUCGCAUCGCGUACGGCGCGCUGGCCGCCGCACUGGGCGCCGGCCUCAACGCACUGGCGCCGCACUGUGCGCCGCUGCGCCUGGCACUGCGGUUGUCCCCGCACCCCGCGCUUGACGUCAUCAUGCCGCAGGCCAAGCUCAACAAGCUGCAGCGGCAUCUACAGAACACGGCAGCCUGCAAGGCGCGUACGGUCGCGCGGAACAAGAGCCGCGAUAAGCGAUCCGCGGCGCUCUCGCUCUGAACGCCACCAAGUACCACAGUGACAGCUUCCACUCACCACGACGGGCGCGGCGAUAGUUGGCAGUGUGCGCCCACCAUUAGCAACGACACGUUAGUUUGCGGAUUUAACAAAACCUCUUUCGCAAUGUAGCAUUUUGUUUUUACAUCGUAAAUGUACGGCUCAGUGCCAAUAACACUAAGAAAUAAUUACUUUACCAACAUCAUAUUAAAAUUAUAAAAUUUCAAGGUUACUUUCGUAACUCGAAGCAUUCAUUUUAAAUCCCUAUUACGUAUCCAAACUUUAUUUUCACGGUCAACUAAAUGGGAUACCCAUUGCGCUACUUCUCACUAUCGCAAAGAUAAAUAAAAUAGAUAUAUAUUAAGGUACUUGUCUUCUCAAGGAAAUAUUCUAGGACAGCUUAUAAACUCCCAAACAUGGAUACUAUUUUUAUGAAUUGACAUAGACCCAGUUUCCCCAAUGCUUUGAAAUUAUUAAAUUUAAGCUUAAUAUUAUAGUAGGUAUAUAAGUUAUAUACCUUUAAAGAAAGGGCGCAUUGAAAGAGGUUUUCAUAGUCGAACUUGUUUAAUGCUAACAGCGUACUAAUAAGUACCAAAGAAAACUUCAGUCUGUUAUGGUUGGUGGUGCCCAACCGCCCGAAAUCAAAGUUCAACGAAAGUCGAACGAAUGGUCUUAUAAUAAUUUUUUGAAGUAACAUUUUAGUUUUAUCUCUUUCCCGAGAAUUUCAGAGACAACAUCCAAUAUGUAUCGUUCAUGUUUUAUACCUCAUUUAGAUUCCAACUGCAAUAAUAGAUAUGGUGCCCGCGUUAUGAACCGAGUCGUCGGGCAUUAAAUCAUUGUAGUCUAUCUCACUCGCACCCAUUGUUAUUAACAUUUAUGACCUGACGACUAUUCAUACCGUGGGCACUAUAGUUUAAUAACUAAAACAAAAUAAUCUAUGUAUAAAAAACGAUUAUGUCAAUUCUCUGUAGAGAAAUAUAUAAACUAAACUAAAUUGGCAGGUCUAAAAUUAAUUCUAUCCUAUUUAUAAUGUAGAAAAGAAUAACACUUGUUAGGUGUUUGAUAAAAUUAUUAGUAUUUUAAUAGUAGUCUUAUUUAUAUCAUUAAAUAGGUUUAAUAGUAUAACGUUGAUAUUUUAUAAUUAAGUAAAAUAUAAUUAAACUUGUAAUUGACUUAGUGUCAAAAUACUAAAUGUUUCAGUGGCACGCUACUAUAUUGAAUAUUAACAAUAAUCUUAUAUAAUUUUAUUUGACUAGUUAAGUGGAUCGGUAGGCUAUUGCAGGUGAUCUAAUUUAUUGAAGCGUUAUGUUGAUCUUCAUUCAUUCUGCAAGUGAAUGACGUAGAAUUGUGUUAUAUAGUAAUACUAAAAUAGUAAAACGAAUUGAUGUUAAAUAUAAUAUUAAUAAAGCAAUGAUGAGUGAAGUGAAAAUAAUGAGUGAUAUUGUUCAUAAUUGUGAACUCCCUUCUAAUACAGCAAGUUGGUAGUCUACUAUAUUUAGACCGGUCAAUUUAGUUUAGCUCGUGAGAUUUUUUUUACAACAGAAUUGCUACAAUUGUUUUAUGAGUUUUAACAUAUCUAAAGUUAAAGCACGAAAAUCUAUGCCUUUGAGCAGAGCUAGCUAACUGAUAAUACAAUCGCGUCGACUUGACUCUACACUUAUGAGAGAGCGGUUUGAUAGAUGUUCACAAAUCGGUUUGUCAAACGACACCGGUUUAACUAAAAUGAACAAGUUUUAUCAAGCUGCGGACGUGCGGGUGACGCACAUAAUCUUAGUGUUUGUUCGCGUAUACACAAUAUCAAAAGUAUGGAGUUUUUGUGAACAAACAAUUCUUUUUCAAAUUUCGUGGCGUAUACUAGGCCCUGAUUAUCCCAUGGUAUAGAAAUUUAAACUACGUAGUUUGAUCUGUUGGAACGUUAAACUGUAACGUGCAACUAAAAUUGACCUAAUGAGUUUACAAACGUUUUACCAAGGAAAGUAAAGCUGACUGUAAAAAGGUGAACGAAUUUGCACAUUAAAAUAAGGUAACAUAAGAUCUUUUUUCCUCUUCAGAUUGCUUCUCAUAGAAAAUCAUUGAUUUACACAAAUUACAUUAAAAUUGGUGGUGAGAAUAUGGGAACGUUCGACAAUAGAAUUAAAUAUAAUUUUAAUUAAAUGAAAUAUACAAAAUCGCGAAUGACGGAUUCCGUCAUAGUAAUAUUAUAUUUUAUUUACAACUAUAAUUAUACAUUUUAGAUUGUCCGCACCAUUCGUUGAUGUUGCUAUAACCAUUGUGUUUUGUUUAGCUAAUAUAUUCAACUUACUCCUAAACUUGGAUUAGGAAUUGUCAUUGCGGACUAUAUAUUAACUGCCAUUCAAACCAAGAAGUAAAUUGUUGGAAAAAAAAAAUUGUGUUAUUAGUUUUGAAAAAAACCUCACAUUCUUUAUUUGAGGUCUCAUAAAUUAUUGAAGGAAUUUUUUGUCUCCGUUCAUAUCUUAAAAUCCUGAUUAUGAAUCAAAAACAAAAUUAAUUAGUGUCAUAUUUUAUGGAUGAAAUAUAUGAAAGAAUGGUGUCAUUUAGCAAAAGCUAAAACAGAAUAAAAACCGAACCUGUUUCAGCAUAUUUUUUUGUAUUCUUUUAUUUACUGUAUUUUAUUGUUCAAAGAGGUGUACUACAAUUAAAGCUUAAAAUUUAAUUCAAUCUUCGUUCGUUAAUCGGGUCGCAGUAUUAUUUAGUGGAAAAAUAUACAAAGAUUUUUAUUUCCCCUUUUCGAAGUGGAUUAAAAAAAACUGAACUCAAAUCGAGAUUUUAAGAUGUGGAGUGUAGAAAAAUCACGAAACAGUCUGUCAGCACUUGUGCGCUAAUUUACUUCUUGAGAUUUUACAAUUUUAUUUAUUUUAAUUAAAAUGUUAUAUUUUUUGAUCGUUGUUUACGCUCAUGUUAUUGAUUAGUCCAAUUGCUAGAAUUCUCAGAGCAGGGCCACGGAUUCUGGCUUGUCACAUCAGCAUAAACCGUGGCCCUGCCGCUUGAUGAUUGUUUGAUAUUUAAUUGAUUAUAUCUAAAUGAUGUUAAAAAAUCAAGUUUGGAGUAAGAGCCAUUCUAUGUUGGUUGAUGAAAUGUUUUUUUUUUAAUUUUUUACUAUUUGUGCAGCACCCGUGUUACCAAACUGUGAUUAUUUUCUUUUAUAUAACACAUUCGCAAGACCAUUAUUCUAUUUUAGAUAGAUUUUAGAUUUAUAUUAUGAUAAUGUUAACAUAUUUUCAUCCCAGUCGUGAAAUGAUGGCGUCAAAUCUCUACGGACUUUAUAUGAGAGGACAUGUUGACGAAGUAUGUUUAGGGUAAAAAUAACACUUGUGUUAAAAAAAUAUAUAAAGUUUUUUUUUUAAUUAGCAUGUUUCUUUAUUUUGUACUAAAAAUUUAUGAAAAGAUUAAGAAUGCAGUCAUCCUAAUUGCAAUUUACAAAAAUUAAAAUUAACCUGAUGUUAUGUAGUAAUGAGGACAUGAUGACACGAGACUAGACACGAGUUUGGUACUAGGGGCGCUGUACUGGUACUAUAAAUUCAGGUGGAUUUAAACGAUUUAGCAGUACAUACAUCUCAUUGUAUAUUUUUAUAAACUUCUCUGUAAAUAUUAUUUUGACUUGUGUUUCUCUGCGGCCAGAUCUUUGUACAUUAACUAGGCUAGUGCACGGAAUUUUGAAAUAAUAUUUAUUGUGAGAAAA
Pararge aegeria (speckled wood butterfly) is the source of this 5213-nucleotide messenger RNA. It is a transcript of the gene Ifrd1, whose product is annotated as interferon-related developmental regulator 1. The transcript has 9 exons. The record is from RefSeq and is a predicted model, not a curated record. NCBI's taxonomy places the organism in Eukaryota, Metazoa, Arthropoda, Insecta, Lepidoptera, Nymphalidae. The coding region runs from base 251 to 1516 and encodes 421 amino acids.